AGGUAGAAGAAGAUGUUCAAGUUCCUAAAAGGAGUUGUUGGUGGAUCUGGUUCUGGACCUAAUAACCUACCCUAUUAUAUCGCUGAACCUUAUUGCUCCUCUUGGGGCUCUUGGGCUCACUCCCGCGGCUCCUCCAAGGGAGAGAGUUGCUGGACGAAACUCCUUUCUUUAACCUAGUGAAUUCAAUAAAAGUUCACCAUUAUCUCUCUGCUUCUUUCUCUAUCUGUUUUUUUCUGUCUCUCCAAUUUCAUUGUACGUGAAUAUAUAUAUGUGUCAUGUAAUUAUCAGUAUUUUUGUUUUUGAAGACACCCAAUCCAUGUAUUAGAGAAACUCCCAACACUGUAGGCAUUUUUCCUAACAAAAGUACAUAAAAAGAUCAUGUAAUUAUCAGUAUUCUUGUUUCUGAACACACCUGUGUAUUACGAAGUGGAAGUUAAGUUUUCUUUUACUUUAUUAUGGCUCAUGGUUUUUCAAAACUCAUAAGUUGAAUGGUGAAUGAAUUGUCUGGCUCACGACAUCAUCUUUCACUUAUAGUUCUUUAAACAACAGAGUUCUGCAGAAAUGUAGAAGCUUUAGCAUAAAAGAAGCAUUUCCUACCAAAUAAUCCUGCACAUAAUAGACUUUUAAUAAUGUCUCAAAAAAUAAAAAUAAAUAAUAGCCUUUUAAUAAGCACUCCAUAGCUUUCCUGUGGUUGGACUAACAUAAUAACAUUCCUGUCAAAAGCAUGUCAAAUAUCCAUACUUGUCAGUUGCUGCAGUGAAUUAUUUUCCUCUAUGGCACAUCUCUAUAACCAGUAAGGCAAAUACUUGUUCACAGGACAUCCAAAUAUGCUCUUAUUCAAAGAAUGGGGUUGUUGACGUUAUUUGAAGGAUGAUGGGUCUCCAGUGUCAAUAUUUUCUCUAUCAGGAAGUAAUGCUAAUGAUGGACUUUUAGCUGCUGGUCGUAAUGGUGUCAAGCGUCUCCGCACGGAAGUGCACAAGAGAAACAUCAGAUUCUAGCAUCUAAUAAUGACGGCGAGGAUGAAAAUGCUAAUUGGAUCCGAUGUAAAUCCAUUUUGUGAUGGGGUUAGGCAUCCAAAUAUUUUAUCAUUCCUUCACAGUAUGGAGGCUGAAACUUUUGUUGGUUCUACUGCAAAGGUUACUAUCUAUAUUGUCACUGAGCCUGUCAUGCCACUAUCAGAAAAGAUCAGGGAAUUAGGAUUAGAAGGUACACAAAGGGAUGAGUAUUAUGCAUGGGGAUUGAACCAGAUAACUAAAGCUGUGAGCUUCUUAAAUAACGAUUGUAAACUUGUCCAUGGUAAUGUUUGCUUGGCUAGUGUUGUUGUUACUCGAACUUUGGACUGGAAGCUGCAUGCUUUUGACGUUCUGUCUGAGUUUGAUGGAAAUAAUGAAGCUUCUAUGGGAUCAAUGCUGCAAUAUGAAUGGCUUGUUGCUUCGGAAUACAAAUCAAUGGAGUUUUUGAAGUCUGAUUGGGCAACAAUCAGAAAAUCUCCACCUUGGGCCAUUGAUUCUUGGGGUUUGGGCUGUCUUAUUUAUGAGCUUUUUUCUGGUAUGAAGUUGAGUAAAACUGAGGAGCUGCGUAACACUGCUUCCAUACCCAAGUCUCUACUUCCAGAUUAUCAGCGGCUUUUGAGUUCCACGCCUGCUCGCAGGUUGAACUCAUCAAAGCUUAUAGAAAAUAGUGAAUAUUUCCAAAAUAAGUUGGUGGAUACCAUACAUUUUAUGGAAAUUCUGAAUUUGAAGGACAGCGUUGAAAAGGAUACUUUCUUCCGCAAACUCCCAAAUCUGGCAGAACAGCUCCCUCGCCAAAUUGUUCUGAAAAAGUUACUUCCUUUAUUAGCUUCUGCCCCAGAAUUUGGUUCAGCUACUGCCCCUGCUUUGACUGCAGUGUUGAAAAUGGGUUCUUGGCUUUCACCAGAAGAAUUUAGUAUCAAGGUAUUGCCAACAAUUGUUAAACUCUUCACCUCCAAUGACCGGUCUAUUCGAGUUGGUCUCCUGCAGCAUAUUGAUCAAUAUGGGAAAUCACUGUCAGCACAAAUUGUAGAUGAGCAAGUUUACCCUCAUGUUGCUACUGGGUUCUCCGACACAUCUGCUUUUCUUCGCGAAAUGACACUUAAAUCCAUGCUUGUUCUGGCUCCUAAGCUGUCUCAACGCACUCUCUCAGGAUCUCUAUUGAAGUAUCUUUCUAAGCUACAGGUUGAUGAAGAGCCAGCUAUUAGAACAAAUACCACGAUACUGAUUGGGAAUAUUGCCAGCUACCUCAAUGAUGGGACGCGGAAAAGAGUUCUGAUAAAUGCAUUCACAGUUCGUGCUUUGCGUGAUACAUUCUCUCCUGCCCGAGGAGCAGGUGUUAUGGCUUUAUGUGCCACCAGUUCCUAUUAUGAUGUCACUGAGAUAGCAACCAGGAUUCUUCCAAAUAUUGUUGUACUUACAAUUGAUCCUGACAGUGACGUCCAAUCAAAGGCAUUCCAAGCAGUUGACCAAUUUUUACAAAUAGUGAAGCAGAACCAUGAGAAGGUGUGUUACUGGAUUCUUCUUACUUUUGAUUUCAGUGGGGCAUUUUCUUUUUUCUUUUUCUUCUUCUGGGGUGUAUUUUUUUUAGAUAUUUCAGAAUCUGUAGGACAUUAUGAAGCACAAAAAAUAGCUGAAAUGUUACAUUGUGUUUAUCAAGUAGUGAACCAAUCCAGUCUUGUGUGUCCUUCAUAUAUGCUAUCUCAAGUGAAAUAGUAAGUGGUACGAAUUUGCUAUGAUACAGCUUUGUCUUGCCCCUUUGACUUACAAGAUUACUUCACCCCAAAAGUCCAUAUUACCUUGUGCGUCUAUCGUACUUAACAAAGGUACUGUGUCUUCCAUAGGGAGUCAAAAGCUCAUCAUCAUAACGGGUCCAUACAUGUAUUUAAUUCCACCUUCUUUCAGGCCAAGUUACCGUGCAGGUUCAAAUUAUAUGGGUGUGACGUCCAAAACAGGUCUCUGCUCCUGGUGGUGCAUAAAAUGAUUCUUCCAUAUCUAACACACAUGCCAGUCAUUUGCCAACUGGUCCUUAUAAAUUGCAAAAU
This is a messenger RNA of Camellia sinensis, 3055 nucleotides long. The record is from RefSeq and is a predicted model, not a curated record. Lineage: Eukaryota; Viridiplantae; Streptophyta; Magnoliopsida; Ericales; Theaceae.